AUGAGUCAAAAUCAUAGUGAUCCCAUGACUCGGUCUAGUUCUUCUCUUUCAGCAAAUGAAACUCAAACUACUAGGAAUAGAAAAUCACUUUUAGAAGAUGGUGACACCAAAAAAACCCUAGGAGCUAAAAGAAUCAUGAGUCAAAACUAUAGUCUUCCCAUGACUCGGUCUUGUUCGUCUCAUUUUGCAAAUGAAACUCAAUCUUCUAGGAACAGAAAAUCUCUUUUAGAAGAUUGUGACACAAACAAAACCCUAGGACCUAAGAAAAUAAUGAGUCAAAACUAUAGUCUUCCCAUGACUCCUUCUCAUUUUGCAAAUGAAACUCAAUCUUUUAGGAUCAGAAAAUCUCUUUUAGAAGAUCGUGAAUCAAACAAAACCCUAGGACCUAACAAAAUAAUGAGUCAAAACUAUAGACUUCCCAUGACUCCUUCUCAUUUUGCAAAUGAAACUCAAUCUUUUAGGAUCAGAAAAUCUCUUUUAGAAGAUCGUGAAUCAAACAAAACCCUAGGACCUAAAAAUAUAAUGAGUCAAAACUAUAGACUUCCCAUGACUCCUUCUCAUUUUGCAAAUGAAACUCAAUCCUUUAGGAACAGAAAAUCUCUUUUAGAAGAUCGUGCCGCAAACAAAACACUGGGACCUAAAAAAAUCAUGAGUCAAAACUAUAGUCUUCCCUUGACUUCUCAUUUUGCAAAUGAAACUCAAUCUUCUAGGAACAGAAAAUCUCUUUUAGAAGAUCAUGGUGAAGAGAAAAAGAAGCAAGCAACCACUAGGACAAUUAUCUGUCAAGGUCAAUCCUCGAAAAGCUUCAGCUGUGGUAUAUGCUUUGAUUCUGUAACAGUCUCUAAAAUGUUCACAACAAGUUCAUGCAAUCAUCCCUUUUGUACUAAUUGCAUAUCCAUGUAUGUGGAUGUUCAGAGAAAAGAAAACGUGGUGAAACUAAAUUGUCCAAAUCCAGAUUGUUCUGUGGAACUGAAACCAGAACAUGUGGAAUCCAUUAUACCUAAACAAGUCAUUGUUGAAUGGGAAUCUGCAAUUUAUGAAUCUUCUAUUGCUAUGAUGCAAAAAAUGUACUGCCCUUAUGAGAAUUGUUCUCUUUUGUUGGUGAACGACGAGGUAGAGGUUGUUACAAGUUGUGAAUGUCCAUCUUGUCAUAGGCUGUUUUGUGCACAAUGUAAAGUUCCGUGGCAUACAAAUAUGAAUUGUCAGGAGUUUCAGGAGUGGAAAGACAACCAAGAUGAAGAACAAUUGGAAAGGAAAUUUUUGGAGUUGGCUAAUAGUGAAAAAUGGCAGAGAUGUCCCAAAUGCUCUAUGCAUGUCCAGAGAAAUGGUGGAUGUGAACACAUGCGCUGCAGGUUGUUUAUCUUGGCUUCUUUGGCUCAUCGUUAA
Messenger RNA from Medicago truncatula (barrel medic), 1386 nucleotides. RefSeq names its product potential E3 ubiquitin-protein ligase ariadne-2. Lineage: Eukaryota; Viridiplantae; Streptophyta; Magnoliopsida; Fabales; Fabaceae. The transcript has a single exon. Gene Ontology annotation, molecular function: ubiquitin-protein transferase activity; zinc ion binding. Gene Ontology annotation, biological process: protein ubiquitination. The record is from RefSeq and is a predicted model, not a curated record. Bases 1 to 1386 code for a protein of 461 amino acids.